UCCUGAAUGACGUGCCGGCCUAUAAAAGACUUCAGAUCUAUGAAAGCUGCAGUUUCCCCAAUCAGAAAGCUGAAGGUGGAUGCUGAGGAAUCCAUUGCUGAUUCUCAGAAUGAACAUGUACGUGGGUCUGCUGGCCGUGGGCAUUACUCUGUGCCUGCAGUGCCAGGUUGAUGCAGAAUCAAUCAGCAAAAGUUUAAUUGUGAAGGCUGUGGCUGAAGCCAAGGCAAAUGUGGAUGCAGCUUAUACAUACUCCAGGCGAAUGAGCAUAGACCGAGUGAAGAGGAGUGGAGCAAGCCCUGGUAGCGUCAUUCCGUUGUUGAAGCAGCCCUCUGGCCUGUCCCGGGAGGCUGUGCGAGCUGCUGACUACAUGCAAAACACACUGAGUCUGCUCAGAGGGGCCCUGGAGAAACGUCAAAAGCGUUCCAUAAAUGCCACAGAUCUGAUCACUGUGGAGGAUCUCAACGUAAUUGCAAAACUCACAGGAUGUGCCACACAAAUUAGACCACCUUCAUGCAAAGAUAUCCCCAAAAGUUUUCGAACAGCAGCCAGCUCUUGCAACAACCUUAAAAAUCCACGCUGGGGAUCUUCAAACAUUCCUUUCCUGCGUUGGCUGCCUGCUGAGUAUGAAGAUGACCUGACUAGUCCUAAAGGCUGGACCUCUGACCUGAGAGUGAACUACCACCUUCUUCCUCUGGUAAGAGAAGUGUCCAACCGGAUCCUGGCAACAACUAACGAGGACGUGGAGAGUGACCCUCUCUACAGUCAUCUGGUGACGAUCUUCGGCCAGUGGACAGACCACGACUUGACACUCACCCCCAAUUCUCCUUCCAUUGUCUCCUUUAAUAACAACAUCAACUGUGAAACUAGCUGUGCUCGUACUGAACCAUGCUUCCCUAUUGAGAUUCCCAGCAACGAUGAACGCUUCCAAGAAGAUCCAAAGGAAUGCCUGCCAUUCUCCCGCUCUGCACCAGCCUGUGGCUCCGGGAAUACGGGACACAUCUUUGGUGCCAGCACUCUGCGUCACCAGAUGAACACUCUCACGUCCUUCAUUGAUGCUGGUCAGGUGUAUGGUUCUGAUGAGGCAAAGGCUCAGAAGCUUAGAGAUCUUUCUACAAAUGAGGGCUUGAUGAAGGUCAACCCAGAGUUUGAUGACAAUGGCCGGGCCCUCCUGCCUUUCACUGGCAGUAAUGCCAGCAUUUGCAAUACAAGAGCCCGCAUAACCAAAGAUCCCAAUGCUAGAGAGUUGGAUUGUUUCCUUGCAGGGGAUGUUCGUUCAAAUGAGAACAUUGGACUUGCUUCCCUGCACACUCUCAUGGUGAGAGAACACAACCGUUUGGCACGUGCCCUCGCUAAUCUGAACCCUAAUUGGGAUGGAAACAGGCUUUAUCAAGAGGCACGCAAAAUCAUGGGGGGAUACAUGCAGGUGAUCACAUACAGAGAUUACCUCAGGCACAUCCUUGGCCCUGAAGUCAUGUCCAAGCAACUGUCUACCUAUCCUGGCUAUGAUGAAAAUGUGGAUCCCAGCAUUGCCAACGUGUUUGCCACAGCUGCAUACAGAUUUGCUCAUUUGAUGGUCCAACCAUUUAUGUUUCGUCUUAACGAGAAUUAUGAGAAUCACGCUGACUACCCCACCGAGCUGCUGCACAGAACUAUGUUUACUCCAUGGAGAAUUGCUUUUGAAGGAGGUUUGGAUCCAAUCCUGAGGGGCCUUGUGGGUCGCCCGGCCAAACUGAACACACAGGAUCACAUGCUGACUGAAGAGCUGAGGAAUAGACUCUUUAAGUUCUCUGUGGAUCUGGCUAUGGAUCUGGGAUCUCUGAACAUGCAAAGAGGCAGAGACCAUGGACUUCCUGGCUACAACAAGUGGCGCGGUUUCUGUGGACUCUCACAACCGCAAAAUUUGGAAGAGCUGGCUACAGUGCUAAACAACACGAAUCUUGCCCAGAAACUGAUGGAUCUUUAUGGCACAGCCGACAACAUUGAUGUAUGGCUGGGAGGAGUGGCUGAGCCAUUUGUUGCCGGGGGAAGAGUGGGGCCUCUGUUUGCCUGCCUGAUUUCCACUCAAUUCAAGAGGAUCCGCCAAGGAGACCGUUUUUGGUGGGAGAAUGACGGUGUCUUCACUGGUGCUCAGAGAAGGUCCCUGAGAGAUGCAUCACUUGCCAGGAUCAUUUGUGACAACACUGGCAUCACAGAAGUACCCAACCAACCCUUCCAGUACCGUCCUCGGGGUUCUGGGUACUCUCAGUGCAAAGACCUCCCUGCCUUUGACCUCAAGCCAUGGGCGGAGAAUUAUAAUGAGCCAACCAGGGCAACAGAACCACAAGGACCCCAAGGGCCCCAAGGACCACCAGGACCUCAAGGCCCACCCGGACCUCCAGGCCCACCUGGACCCCCAGGCACAGUGGAGAAGGUUGCAUUCUCUGUUCGUCUCGGCAGCAACUUCCCCAAAGCUGGCGCCCCCAUUUCCUUCCGUGAUGUCAUCUACAACGGGCAGAAGAGCUAUAACACCAAAACAGGCAUUUUCACCUGCGUGCACCCAGGAGUUUAUGAGUUCCAGUUCCACUGCACAAUAUCUGACACGGCAGCUAGUGUGGAUCUGCUGCAGAAUGGAGAGCUGAUUCUGCAUUCAUACACCACCCAGCAAAAUGGCUACGUCUCAGCCAGUGGAAGCACUUUCAUCAAACUCCAGCGGGGAGACAAGGUGUGGCUGGUUGCAAACAAUGGUGGCAACGGUCUCACAAGUGACAGCUACUUCUCUGGACAUCUGCUGUUUGCUGAGUGAAAGCGCUGCAACAACUGUUCCCUACAUAAACCCUGACGUGGGUCUAAAUUAAUGUAAAUUAAUGCCCACUUAAAAGUCUACUUGUCUUAUUGUCCCCAACAUUACUGAGAAUAAUAUUUUGAAAUGAUCAUCCUUAAUGGUCUUACUGGUUGACUGUAUUCCUGGCUUUAUUUGAAGUCAUAAAUAUUCAAUACUCAAAACUAUCUAAAAGAGUGUAUUAUAUUUACAAUUGAUAACGAAGAAACAUGAUACAUUUUUGAAGUUUACUAAUAUUUUAGUUUUCCGAAAGAUGAUUGUAUUACACCAGUUGUCAGACAAAUUAAUGUAUAUAAGUUAGAGAUCCAAUUGUUAGCUAAAUGUGACGAACACACACGUUUGUGAUGAGUGUAACACAAAAUUGUUACACCAUUUUGUUUUAUUGAAAUAAAUGACUGCUGAAAUAAA
Messenger RNA from Oryzias latipes (Japanese medaka), 3226 nucleotides. RefSeq names its product eosinophil peroxidase. Gene Ontology annotation, biological process: response to oxidative stress. The record is from RefSeq and is a predicted model, not a curated record. Lineage: Eukaryota; Metazoa; Chordata; Actinopteri; Beloniformes; Adrianichthyidae. Gene Ontology annotation, molecular function: peroxidase activity; heme binding; protein binding.